UGCAAUUUUCUCUAGUUUACGAAUCCGUCGAAAUGACGCCUUUUGCAGUAAUUCUGCUCCUCGUGGGCUUCACUUGCGCAAAUAGCGUUUAUGAAAAUACUGCGUAUGGGUACCUGCAAAGAUAUGGCGUCCCAGCAGCGGAAAGGAUUCGGAAAGCUGAAGAAAACGUGGCGACCUCGAGGAUUGUUGGUGGUAGUCUCGCUCCAACCGGACAAUUUAAAUAUCAGGCUGGCCUGCUUAUUUCAAUGGUUGGUUCUAAUGGCACCGGCGUCUGUGGCGCUUCGCUUUUAAGUGCCAACCGACUCGUCACUGCUGCCCACUGCUGGUAUGAUGGUGUCAACCAAGCCCGGCUUUAUGUCGUAGUGCUUGGAACUGUCACUUUAUUCUCUGGUGGCACUAGGAUUGCUACCGGCAAUGUCACUACGCAUCCGAACUGGAUUCCACGAUACCUUCGUAAUGAUAUCGCUGUUAUUUAUCUGCCUCGAAAGGUAACUUUUUCAAGUAACAUUGGCCCUGUUGCUCUGCCUUCUGGGUCAGAGCUUCGUGAAGACUUCAUGGGCUCCAUCGCCAUGGCCUCUGGCUUCGGAAUGACUUCUGACGGUAGUAUGAUACGUUUAAAUCAAUCUCUAAGCUACGUUAAUUUAACCGUGAUAUCGAACGAACUGUGUUCGGUCUACUAUCCAAUACUCGUACAGUCAAGUAACAUAUGCACUGGCAGCUAUCGAGGUUCUGGAGCUUGCCAUGGUGAUUCAGGUGGCCCAUUAGUUACCAUUAGCAACAAAAGACCCGUAUUGAUUGGUGUGGUGUCAUUUGGCUCCGUUCUGGGAUGCGAGAUUAAUUUUCCUUCUGCCUACACUCGUGUCAGCUCAUUCAUCAGUUUCAUCAACCAACAUCUUUGAGAUGUUAAAAUAAACCAGCCAGCCCUCCUAAAGUUAAAACCAACUGUCCCGGUUUGGGGCAACCUGCAUUGUGGUGAAUGAGAAGACUCCCAACUUAAAUACGCGAUCUCGACUUCAGCAUGUCCGUUUAUGAAAAUAUAACACUAAUAUACAAUAAAGUACUUAAAAAU
Manduca sexta (tobacco hornworm) is the source of this 1069-nucleotide messenger RNA. Its product is annotated as chymotrypsin-1-like. Bases 33 to 899 code for a protein of 288 amino acids. Lineage: Eukaryota; Metazoa; Arthropoda; Insecta; Lepidoptera; Sphingidae. The transcript is spliced from 5 exons. The record is from RefSeq and is a predicted model, not a curated record. Gene Ontology annotation, biological process: proteolysis. Gene Ontology annotation, molecular function: serine-type endopeptidase activity.